AUGUCCAGUAACUCAAUCCCUCCAACUCCCGCGCUAGAACCCGAAGCUACUGAUAUUUGCAUAGCGUCCCCCAGGGAUUCUCCUUCGCUAUCGUCGAUGUCGACUAUCGUGGUUUCUACCAACUGGAUCCCAAAGUCAAGGCAUUGCACGAUUCCGUCUACUAUUUCCAGGGUCAAAUCAUUCAAGCCGAGGCAACAUCUACCCUCAGUGGUCCCGUGGAUGGCAACAACUACGUUUUCCGCGACGAGUUCAAUUUGACACCCACCAUUUAUAGUCCAUGUGGUGAAGACACGGCAUGCUGAUAAUCUACCUACGUAUCAAAGAUCGAGACUCA
Marasmius oreades (fairy-ring Marasmius) is the source of this 334-nucleotide messenger RNA. RefSeq lists its product as uncharacterized. Bases 1 to 258 code for a protein of 85 amino acids. The record is from RefSeq and is a predicted model, not a curated record. NCBI's taxonomy places the organism in Eukaryota, Fungi, Basidiomycota, Agaricomycetes, Agaricales, Marasmiaceae. The transcript has 5 exons.